This is a messenger RNA of Labeo rohita (rohu), 3317 nucleotides long. RefSeq names its product sideroflexin 2 (gene sfxn2). The record is from RefSeq and is a predicted model, not a curated record. Bases 147 to 1112 code for a protein of 321 amino acids. The transcript has 12 exons. Gene Ontology annotation, biological process: serine import into mitochondrion; monoatomic ion transport. Gene Ontology annotation, molecular function: monoatomic ion transmembrane transporter activity. NCBI's taxonomy places the organism in Eukaryota, Metazoa, Chordata, Actinopteri, Cypriniformes, Cyprinidae. Gene Ontology annotation, cellular component: mitochondrial inner membrane.
AUGCCACGUGCUCGUCUACUGUUUCAAGCCCACAUCAUCAGUGUUUAACCCGCUUCAUUUAUGUUUUUACUUAUACUGCAGUGCCACGAGAUAUAAACAAGAGUGUAACGCCACUUCACAAAGGCUGUUUGUAAGGAGAGAGAACCAUGGAAGCUCUGAAGGGCUUUGAUAUCGACGCCCCACGCUGGGAUCAAUCCACGUUCGUGGGCCGUCUCAAACACUUUUUCAACAUCACUGACUGCCGCACUGUUCUGCUGCCUGACUCCAGACUAGAUGAAGCCAAAGCUUUAGUGGAGAGCUUCAGAGCUGGCUCUGUUCCUCCUGGCACAACAGAGGAGCAGCUACACUAUGCCAAGAAGCUGUAUGACUCUGCAUUUCAUCCUGACACAGGUGACAGGAUGAACUUGAUAGGGAGAAUGUCUUUUCAGGUGCCUGGGGGUAUGGCCAUCACAGGGUUCAUGCUUCAGUUUUACAGGACAGUUCCAGCUGUAGUGUUCUGGCAGUGGGUUAACCAGUCUUUUAACGCUCUGGUCAACUACACCAAUCGCAAUGCUGCUUCCCCCAUCACACCAAAGCAGAUUGGAGUAGCUUAUGUGACGGCAACAAGCACAGCGCUGGCCACUGCGGUCGGGCUGAACCUCUAUACAAAGAAAGCUCCUCCACUUGUGGCACGAUGGGUGCCGUUCGCUGCUGUAGCCGCGGCUAACUGUGUGAACAUUCCAAUGAUGAGACAACAGGAGAUUUUGAACGGCAUUGCUGUGACAGAUGAAGAUGGAAAUAAACUGGGUCACUCAAGGAAAGCAGCUGUCAAGGGCAUCACACAGGUGGUCAUCUCUCGAGUUACCAUGGCAGCGCCAGGCAUGAUCAUACUCCCCAUUAUUAUGCAGAGGCUGGAAAAAUACAGAUUCAUGCAGAAAAUCACAUUUCUUCAUGGCCCGCUGCAAGUCAUGAUGGUUGGCGUAUUUCUGAUCUUCAUGGUGCCUGCAGCGUGUUCACUGUUUCCUCAGAGAUGUUCUAUGGCUGUAUCCAAACUGGAACCUGAGCUCAGGGAGUCCAUCGUUUCUCAGUACGGCGACCGUGUCAGUUAUGUCUACUUCAACAAGGGCCUGUGAGUGCUGGCCAAUCACAGACUGGAUGCAUAAGUCAUCGGCCAAUUAAAAGCUCUUUUUGACAAUUUUUGUUGCUAAAAAGAAGCUUUUUGAUUUGAGUUUUUUUUAAAAAAGAAGGUUGUUAUGCACUAAAGCAUAAUUUAUGAAUAGUCUUUUUACAUUUGGCACUGACUGCUGCAAAGAAUCGGUUUGAUUUGUGAAUCGAAAUUCUCUGUAAAAAUAAAUUUUACAGAGAAUUUAUAGACUUUGGAUAAAGCUGAUCCAGUUGCCCUGUCAUCCGUUCCUGUUGUAUAUGAUCGUUCCUGAAUACUCGGGAACAGAUUGAAAAGUCUGAGAAAUGUUUCCCUCUGAUGCCAAACGCUGUCAUUUACCACAUACAUCUCUCAGGAAAAGUUUAUUUUUAAGGUUUAAUGCUUUAAUAGCCUCUAAAGCCAUCAGUGAAAUCAUUUUAGCAGGUUUUUCUUAAACUGUCAGACAUACACACUACCAGUCAAAAGUUUUUGAACAGUAAUAUUUUUAAUGUUUUUUUAGAAAGUCUCUUCUGCUCACCAAGCCUGCAUUUAUUUGAUUCAAAGUACAGCAAAAACAGUGCAAUUAUGAAAUAUUUAAAAUAAUGGUUUUCUAUUUGAAAAUAUUUAAAAAUGUAUUUUAUUCCUGUGAUUUCAAAGUUGAAUUUUUAGCAUCAUUACUCCAGUCACACAAUCCUUCAGAAAUCAUUCUAAUAUUCUGAUUUGCUGCUAAAAUAUAUAUAUAUAUUAUCAUUAUUAUUAUGUUGAAAACUGCAUUUAUCUGAAAUAGAAAUAUUUUGUAACAGCAUAUGUAUGUUUAUCAUCACGUUUGAUAAAUUUAAAGCAUGCUUGCUAAAUAAAAGUAUUAAUUUCUAUGAUGAUAUAGUGUUAACGUUACAAAAAGCUUUUAUUUUCUGUUCAUCAAAAAAUCCUGAAAAAAUUCUCAACUGUUUUAAAUAAUGAUAAUAAUACAGAAUAUUUCUUGAACAGCAUAUUAGAAUGAUUUCUGUGACACUGAAGACUGGAGUAAUGAUUCUGAAAAUUUAGCUUUGAUCACAGGAAUAAAAUACAUUUUAAAAUGUAUUCAAAUAGAAAACAGUUAUUUUAAAUAGUAAAAAUAUUUUUACUGUUUUUGCUGUACUCUGUAUCAAAUAAAUGCAGGCUUGGUGAGCAGAAGAGACUUCUUUAAAAAAACGUUAAAAAUCUUACUGUCCCAAAACGUUUGACCUGUGCAGAGUCAAAUCAUAAAUGUUUACGUUUGAAAUACUAGUUACAAGCAUUUUGGGAAAGUACAGUCUAUUAAACAUCAGUUUAAAACAGUAUUUCACGGUUAGUGUGCCUUAAAUUCAAAAACAUUCAUGGCGCUUGUUGGGUCCAUAACCUGCCCUCACUGUGAACUGAUCUGAGUUACGUACUUGUUUUCAUCAUUACAAGAUGAUGAAAUAAACAGACAGCUGUCGAAAUAAACCCCUGGUCUGUGAUAACUCAUGGGAGUUGAACCAAAGUGGACCUUGUGUUUAUUUUAUCUACAACUGGGCGCUCAAUAUUCAUUCCUGCCACAUGAGGGCAGUAUCUGAUCGUGUUUUGUGAAGGUAAACAUGUGACCCUGGACCACAAAGCCAGUCACAAGGGUCAAUUUUUUUUAAAUUUCCUUUGAUGUAUGGUUUGUUAGGACAGGACAGUAUUUGUCUGAGAUACACUUUAAAGUUGUCCAAAUUAAGUUCUUAGUAAUACAUAUUACUAAGUUUUGAUACAUUACGGUAGGAAAUUUACAAAAUAUCUUCAUGGAACAUGAUCUUGUUUUGGCAUAAAGCAAAAAUGGAUAAUUCUGACCGAUACAAUGUAUUGUUGGCUAUUACUGCAAAUAUACCCGUGCUACUUACGACUAGUUUUUUUGGUCCAGGGUCACAUAUGGGCUAAAAUAUACUAUAAAGCCACCAGAAACCACUUUUUAGAACAAUCUGAAAUAAAUGAGUGUAUGUAUAUGUGUGCUGAAGUAUACACAGAAUAUAUGGAUAUUGAAUUAGAUUAUGCAGAAAUAUCAAAAUAAUAGACUUAAAAAUACUAAUGGGACAAGCUGAUGUAGUUUAAUGUUUUAUUUGGUAAUACUGUAUAUUUAUCCGUCAAGUGAACGUCCACAUGGGAAUUACACAAAGCAUCAAAGACAUGCAUAGUCUGGUUCUUCUACCACAACUUUUAU